Phycomyces blakesleeanus NRRL 1555(-) is the source of this 1401-nucleotide messenger RNA. RefSeq lists its product as hypothetical. Bases 1 to 1401 code for a protein of 466 amino acids. The record is from RefSeq and is a predicted model, not a curated record. The transcript is spliced from 9 exons. NCBI's taxonomy places the organism in Eukaryota, Fungi, Mucoromycota, Mucoromycetes, Mucorales, Phycomycetaceae.
AUGACAUUAUCAGCAUUAGCACGCCAAACUUACCAUUCCGACAUUGCCGAACAAGAAAACAUAAAAUAUAGACUCGUUGUACGUCAACAACCUCGCAAAGCAAGACUAUGUAGUUUCAAAGAAAAAGUUGACCGUAGACCAUUGGAUCCACCACCAAUCAUUCAACUGGUGUCUUUGAGUGGUAAUCAUGAAAACCAUUAUACAAAUCCCCAUGUGUUUCUCUAUGCCACUCUUGCAACACCAGAAGCUCAAAAGGAUCUCAACUUUGUAAACGGAACAAGAACCACGGCAGGUUCCAUGGUUCAGUCACUCCACAAACUCAAAGAUAUUGAUGACAGAGACGGAGGCUUUUUUGUUUUUGCAGAUGUAAGUGUCCGUCUAGAAGGCUUUUUCAAGCUCAGGUUUACGCUUUUCGAGAUUUCAGGGACUCAUGUUCAUCGUCUGUGUUCUGUCCUUUCGGAUACUUUUCAAGUAUAUUCUCCAAAGACCUUUCCAGGCAUGUCUGUAAUCAUCCAAAUCAUUCCAGAAUCCACCUUUCUGACGCGGUCGUUCUCAGACCAAGGUGUGAGAAUCCGGAUCAGAAAAGAAACACGAGUGCCGCAUGUACUAACUAAACGACGACGAACUGUAAAGAUCUCGUUUGAUUCAGAUGACUCAAUUGAUCGUCAGAGCCAGGGCGGAGACUCGGUUGGGUCGACGGCAAUCUCACCACCCAGUUCAAUUUAUCAAGAAAUGCCAUCCCAACGAUACAAUCCUCUCCGUCGACCCACCUGGCCACAGACCUCGUCAGAUCCUGGAAUAGCCUAUAACGGACCUCCUUUACCGUCUCCUACUCAAAUGCUGUCGACCAAAGAGCCCAACAAGAUGUCAAUGGAGAGCCUGCUACUGUCGGAUACCAAUCAUAGCUCAGUAAUCGACAAAAACCCAUUUGAGAUCCCUAGCUCAUCAACAAUCAAGUCCACAACUGCUACCGACACACCGCCACCACCACUACCACCACCAGGCGAUGGGGCAGCAGAAGCAGCGCGAUUGAGUGGACGUCGGCUGCCUCCUCUUUCAAUCUUUCAACCAUCCCAAUCAGUCGUGGUUGGAUCAGGAAUGAAUAAUUCACACCCAGUGCCACACCAACACCAACACCAACACCAACACCAACAUCCACAUCCACACUCCCAAUCACUCCCAAUCUCACUACCACUGCCAAUGCCACUUUCACUUCCGCUUCCAUUGCCAGUCCACCCGGCUACGAAAAUCAAUCCGUUUCAAGGAAAUUCGUCCGAUUCGACGAGGCACUCCUUUCAACAUAAUACACCGUUUGUGGAUCAUCCGCUUUACUAUCGCGACGACAAUCACCACCACCAACACAGUCACCACUACUACUCUUCCCAAACACCACCAAAAUAA